AUGAUAUUCGGGAUGUUCUGUAAAAUCUAUCUCUUCUCAUUUAUUGUUGCCUUUUCUGUUGACAAAGGAAACUGUGUGAUCCUCGACAUUUUACCAGGAUUGAUUGUUUCACCAGAAGCUACACAUCUGACGGUGAAAUGUUCUGCAGCAACUGACUUGGGAAUCACAACCCUCGACAACAUAUCAAUACGCAAGGGCGUUGAGCAGAUGGCCUCCAUUGUUCUUGGCGGCUCUGCUACUGCUGGUACAGGGUUCGAUACAUCAAAAUAUACCAUAAGUGGGCAAUUACCAGGGCCAAGUUAUUCUCCAACAGACUUUCUUCAAGUAGAGAUAAGUGAUCCUGACUGCACCGAUGGAGCUGAUUACACAUGCGUUAUUAAAGCGGCUCAUGGUGUUGGACCUAUCUCUCCUGAUCCACAAUUGACACAAUCUGUAACAGUUCAAACUGGAUCGUCAGAAUUGAACAUGGUUGCCAACCCCGACAAAAUAGUCUUCUUUGAAAAUGAUGUUGUGUUAUUGACUUGCGGUGGCAAAGUUGGUAAUCCAGCACAAACGUGGAAUUGGGAAAGGCAACUUUCCGGAUCCUCCACUUGGGAACCUUAUCCGGACGCAGGAAGUAUAACUACCGGAUCAUUAAAUCCUCCGAAUCCAGAUGGACCCACUGAGUCUUCUUUAUCACCACCAACAUUGGAUGCAGUUAAUGAAGGAGAUGAUAUGACACCUGUGUCGUGUACCCAUGAUGCAUGUAAUCCUUACUGUGAACGAGACUGGUAUAAAGAAUUCAAAGAUUUGGUAACAACCACUAAUGGGGUAUUGGAUCUUAAAAACAUGAAGCGUGUACAAGCUGGGACUUACAUUUGCCAUGUGGAAAAUCCAGGCAUCCUGAAUAGUGAAUUGAUCAAAGAACUGGUAUUGGCGGUUCACUAUGGUCCAGAACUUCUUCAAUUAAAUCCCAAUAGCGUUGCACCUCAACAAGAAGGAAGUUCCGUGCCACCAAUAACCUGUUCAGUUGAUUGCGGUCCAGUUUGUACAAUUGCAUGGUAUCACAAAUCUAUUGAACCAGGAAAUGUAGUACCGACAUCUAACGGUGUUCUUAAGUUACAAAGUAUCACCAGAUAUGAUGCUGGUCUCUAUAUCUGUCAAGUUAUUCAUCCAGUAAGUGCCAGCAAUUCACAGUCUGUUGAGAUAGAUAUUGAAGUCAAUUGUCUUCCCUCUGAGGUUACCAUUUCCUUAUCGCCAGUUAAAGAGGAAUAUGACGUUGAAGAAGAAGUUACCAUAACGUGCAGUGGGGGAGUCGAUCACUCAAUCAAAUUUCAACAGUCCUUAUCGGAUAGUAGCGACUGGGUGGAUUAUGAUGGUGUUACCGAUUCUCAGCCACCAGGAGAUGGCUGUUCUGAUAAACAGUCAACGGCACUCACCGUUACAAUAGGUUCUUCGUCGAAUGGUUUGAGCUUCCGUUGUAUUCAAAAUAACAACCUCAGUGAAUCCAUAACACUGAAAGUCAAACAGAACAACCAUAACGGGGGAUGCUCAAUCAACAGCUUUGGUGGUUUGGUUUUGACUGCUAUGGUGACUGUGGUUGUCAUCUAG
Lottia gigantea (owl limpet) is the source of this 1590-nucleotide messenger RNA. RefSeq lists its product as hypothetical. The record is from RefSeq and is a predicted model, not a curated record. The transcript is spliced from 7 exons. Gene Ontology annotation, biological process: cell-cell adhesion. Gene Ontology annotation, cellular component: cell-cell junction. NCBI's taxonomy places the organism in Eukaryota, Metazoa, Mollusca, Gastropoda, Lottiidae. The coding region runs from base 1 to 1590 and encodes 529 amino acids. Gene Ontology annotation, molecular function: cell adhesion molecule binding.